This is a messenger RNA of Puntigrus tetrazona (Sumatra barb), 2597 nucleotides long. It is a transcript of the gene e4f1, whose product is annotated as E4F transcription factor 1. Gene Ontology annotation, molecular function: RNA polymerase II cis-regulatory region sequence-specific DNA binding; DNA-binding transcription factor activity, RNA polymerase II-specific. The record is from RefSeq and is a predicted model, not a curated record. The transcript is spliced from 14 exons. Gene Ontology annotation, biological process: regulation of transcription by RNA polymerase II. Lineage: Eukaryota; Metazoa; Chordata; Actinopteri; Cypriniformes; Cyprinidae. The coding region runs from base 65 to 2200 and encodes 711 amino acids. Gene Ontology annotation, cellular component: nucleus.
GGUCGUAAAUCCGCCAUGUUUUCCCUGUUGAAGCGUUGCGACAGAGACGGAGGUCUGGAACGACAUGACUGAAGAAAAUAAUAAUACGGCAGCAACAGUUACCGACCAAACGGAGCAUAGCAACAUCAUCACCAUCCAAACCACGCUCGGAGACGAAGAUGAGGAUAUUCAUAAAUGCGGGAGAUGCCUGGAGGAGUUCUCCGCUCUGGAUGCUUUCCUCCAACAUAAACUCAGCAGGAGCUGCAAGCGUCCUCAGCAAGAUCAUCAGACAAACGCCGUCCCAAAUGAAGGUGCUUCCAUUGAGGUGAAAUUAAGUGAAAAUGAACAUGAUAGUUCAUCUGAUGAAGCGGGCGCGUCGAAUGCAGACAAGCAAGACAAAGCAGCAGCCGAGGGGAAAAAGAGAAGCCGCUCUGUGAGCGAGGACGACACUUCCGGUUCUGCGAAAGUCGUCUGGAAGUUAAACACGGAUGGACGGUACAUCUGCGACAUAUGUGACAAGACCUUUAAGACGACAAAUAUCCUGAGGACCCACAUGUUCACGCACAGCGAUCAGAAGGACUUCAAGUGUGAAAUAUGCGAGACUGCUUUUAGGACCAAGGGUUCGUUGAUCCGACACAAACGGCGGCACACAGAUGAGCGUCCGUACCGCUGCAAUCAGUGUGGCCUGGCCUUCAGAGAGUCCGGAGCUCUAACCAGACAUCUGAAGUCUCUCACGCCUUGCACCGAGAAGAUUCGCUACAGUCAGUGUAAAGAGAUACUUGUCAGCAAGGAUGGAGUUCGGAAAGAAGUUGAGUCGUCGACUACUGAACCGGAGAAGGAGCAAAUUCCUGUCGUGAGGGUUGUGGAAGCUGGUCAGGAAAUCAUCCAGAUCGAGUUGGUAGGACAAGUCCAACAGGUCGUGUCUCAGCCUCAAACAGCGACUGUGGUUGAAGCGGACAAUCUCAUCUGCCAGGCCAUCAUAAACUCCGGCAUCGCGCUGGAGACUGAAGCCGCGGAGGCCGCGGAGCAGGCGGAGGCCCGCUCGCCCAAAGCUGACGCCAGGCUCACUGAGAUCCAGGUGACGGAGGAGUGUGUGGAGACCGUGGCCGAGGAAACACUAGAUUCGUCUGUGAAGGAAGACGAACCCGUGGAGUCAAAAUUAUACAAAUGUCCUCACUGUGAGCGCAUGUUCAAGACGCUGGCCUACCUGAGGGUCCACGUCAAAGGGCAUGUUGGUUACAAGCCGUUUAAGUGCUUGACGUGUCAGAAGGAGUUCCUGACGGGCUACGUGCUGAAGAAACACAUGGAGACGCACGUCAGCGAGCGGCGCUAUAAGUGCGGAGAGUGCGGCAAACAGUUCAAAGCCAUCGGACACGUGCGGGAACACAUGAGAGCGCAUUCGGACGAGAGGCCCUACCACUGCAGCUUCUGUGACAAGAGAUACAAGACCAAGAAUGCCCUGCAGGUCCACCACCGCACUCACGGCGAGGAAAAGCCUUACGUGUGUCCGCACUGCUCCCGGGGCUUCAGGGAAAAGAGCGCUUUAGUGCGGCACAUCCGACAUCACACGGGAGAAAAACCCUUCAAGUGCUCAAAGUGCGGCCGGGGCUUUGCCGAGCACGGCACCCUCAACCGUCACCUGCGAGCUAAAGGAGGCUGUUUCGCUGUGCAGCAGAAGGACGCGGGGGACUCUGAGGAACAGGAGGUGCCAGCGGAGAGCGUCUCCACCACCAUCGUAUCAGACGACCCUCACGCUGUGCUGGUGGAGUUCUCCUCAGUGGUGGCCGACACUCAGGAAUACAUCAUAGGGGCACCAGCUGAGGAAGCAGCUCAAGGGGAGGAAGUGGCAAUAAUUCAAGACAAUCAGCAGCAGAUGGACAGCCACAUCAUGAAGGUGGUGCAGCAGAUCGUCAGCCAAUCGCACGGAGGCCACCAGAUCAUCGUUCGUAACGUGGCCGCAGACGAGACCCCUGGCAUCUCGGACUGUGGAGACACCAUCACCAUCGCCACACCUGAGAGCUUGACCGAGCAGGUGGCCAUGACGCUCGCCAACGCCAUAAGCGACGGCACCAUCCUCACCACGACGACAGAGGGCGCCGUGGAGACGCCCCACACCACAGUUACCAUGGUGACCGAGAACGUUGAGACCAUGGAGCAAGAGGAGCAGUACGUCAUAGCUUCCCCUGACGAAAUGGAGAUCCAGACAGUGGUCGUGGUCUAAGACGCAGGUUCUGUUAAUUUAAUACGCUUUGUUUUUGUUACAUGAACAGCCGUGGUGUAGCAUUUCGCUUCUCCGGGAGGCCUUAACCCACAACUUUUGCACUGCAAGAUGGAUCCAUCAUAACUUUUGCUUACGGAGACUUUCGAAAGUUUGUGUUUUGGGUUUUUAAUGGAUUGUUUUCAUGCCGCAGGUUAUACUAACGAACUGAUGCCAUUUUCAGUGGAUGGGAAAACCGUUUUUUCUGUAUCAGAUUUUCUCUGUUGCAUGGCAUAUAAUCAUAUGUGACUAUCAUCUACUCAUCACAAAUAUGUAACAUGACGUGUUGCCGCCCAUAACGGGGCCCAUAACACACCUGGCAGGGAACGAAAGUACGGAACAUUAAAUAUAUUUUUAUGUA